UCUAAGAUAAGAAAUAGAAUAAAUUUUCUCCUAAGGACAGACCUGAAUCUCUGAUUGCUUAGAGGCUGACUCAACUGGAGAUCAUGGCUCUUGAUGGUACUUGGAAGAUAGACCGGAAUGAGAACUAUGACAAGUUCAUGGAAAAAAUGGGUGUUAAUAUGGUGAAAAGGAAGCUUGCAGCUCAUGACAAUUUGAAACUGACAAUUACACAAGAAGGAAAUAAAUUCACCGUCAAAGAAUCAAGCAGUUUUCGUACCAUUGAAAUUGUUUUUGAGCUUGGUGUCACUUUUAAUUACAGCCUAGCAGACGGAACUGAACUCAGUGGUACUUGGAACCUAGAAGGAAAUAAACUUGUUGGAAAAUUCAGACGGGUAGACAAUGGAAAUGAACUGAAUGCUAUCCGAGAAAUUAUAGCUGGUGAAUUGGUUCAGACUUACACAUAUGAAGGAGUAAAAGCCCAGAGGAUCUUCAAAAAGGAAUGAACUUUGUUCUUGGAGCACAGCCCAGAACACAAAUUGAAUGGAAAAUCUAUAUUGUAAUAAAACUGUUUUUCUCUCUCUGAUUAGUCCUUUUGUAAACAUAACCAGUGACUCACAUUUCUAAUCUGACCAAGGCAAAACAAGUAAAAGCUAAUUAGGAUUUAAUUUGUUUUACAUUCCCUAAGAUGUACAUUUAUUGCUGUAUUGGUGUUCUAAAAGAAUUUGUGCCAUUUUUUAACACAGAUGAAUAAAUUUUGUCUCCACAUUGUUUUAUAAGUAGCUUCUCCUUAAAAAAAAAAAAAAGCUAUGUGCCAUAGAC
Zalophus californianus (California sea lion) is the source of this 798-nucleotide messenger RNA. RefSeq names its product fatty acid binding protein 2 (gene FABP2). The coding region runs from base 84 to 482 and encodes 132 amino acids. Gene Ontology annotation, biological process: fatty acid transport. Gene Ontology annotation, cellular component: cytosol; nucleus. Lineage: Eukaryota; Metazoa; Chordata; Mammalia; Carnivora; Otariidae. The transcript is spliced from 4 exons. Gene Ontology annotation, molecular function: fatty acid binding. The record is from RefSeq and is a predicted model, not a curated record.